AUUUGAACGUCUCUUCUACGGAGUUCGCGGGCCGGGCGGAGCUACUGAAGCAGGGUCUCGUCCUCUUGCAGGUGGAGCUUUCGGCCAUGGAUUCCUCCCUUUCAAUCUUCUGUUUUUUAUCCCUUCCCUUGUAUUCUUCUUCACUCGAUUAUAUAUCCUUGUCUCGAGCUUCUCUCGCCUCGAUAGUUUUCUUCGAGGAACAGACAUCUCUUUCUUCCUCCUCUUCCACCCUCAUUUCUAGGGGUUUUGGUGGAAUGCUUGGAGUAUUUCGUCUCUCAGAUACAGAUAAUCUAGGGUUUUGGAGGACGACGGAGAGUAUCUGAGUUUCUUGAGAAUCUCUUUUCACAGGUUUUGAGUGGUUGAAGCUAAAUGAGGGAAAAUAUGGAUGACAAUUCAGUUGCCCUUGAAGCUAUUAACAAGGAAGCUGUUGAUCUGGAAAACAUCCCCCUUGAAGAAGUUUUUGAAAAUCUUAAAUGCACACGAGAAGGUCUAAGCACUGAUGCAGUUCAAGAACGGUUGGCAGUGUUUGGAUACAAUAAACUCGAAGAGAAAAAGGAAAGCAAAUUAUUGAAGUUUCUAGGGUUUAUGUGGAAUCCUCUAUCAUGGGUGAUGGAAGCUGCAGCCAUCAUGGCCAUUGCCCUUGCACAUGGAGGGGAUAAGGGUUCAGAUUUCCAUGAUUUUGCUGGCAUCUUGCUGUUACUUAUUAUCAACUCUACAAUUAGCUUUAUAGAAGAAAAUAACGCUGGCAAUGCAGCUGCCGCACUUAUGGCUCGGCUGGCUCCAAAAGCCAAGGUCCUACGAGAUGGGAGAUGGAGCGAGGAAGAUGCUUCCAUCUUGGUUCCAGGUGACAUUGUCAGUAUUAAGCUUGGAGACAUCAUUCCUGCGGAUGCACGCCUUCUUGAAGGAGAUCCUCUAAAAAUCGAUCAGUCUGCUCUUACUGGAGAAUCACUGCCAGUGACCAAGAAUCCUGGUGAUGGAGUGUACUCAGGUUCUACGUGUAAGCAAGGUGAGAUUGAAGCUGUUGUCAUUGCCACAGGAGUUCACACCUUCUUUGGGAAAGCAGCUCAUCUUGUGGACACUACUACACAUGUUGGGCAUUUUCAAAAGGUUUUAACUGCAAUUGGGAACUUCUGCAUUUGCUCAAUUGCGAUUGGAAUGAUCAUUGAAAUUAUUGUCAUAUAUGGAAUUCAAGAGAGGAAGUAUCGCAUAGGUAUUGAUAAUCUUCUUGUGCUGCUCAUUGGUGGGAUCCCAAUCGCAAUGCCGACUGUUCUUUCUGUUACAAUGGCCAUUGGAUCACACCGCUUAUCUCAACAGGGUGCAAUAACAAAAAGGAUGACAGCUAUUGAGGAAAUGGCAGGCAUGGAUGUGCUGUGUAGUGACAAAACAGGAACAUUAACCCUUAACAAGCUUACUGUGGAUAAGAAUAUGAUUGAGGUUUUCACUAAAGAUGUUGACAAGGAUUCUGUUGUAUUGAUGGCUGCAAGAGCUUCACGAUUGGAAAAUCAGGAUGCUAUUGAUGCUGCCAUUGUUUCCAUGUUGUCCGACCCCAAGGAGGCACGAGCAGGCAUUCGAGAGGUUCACUUCCUUCCCUUCAACCCAACUGACAAAAGAACAGCACUCACAUACUUAGAUAGUGCUGGUAAAAUGCAUAGAGUGAGCAAAGGAGCACCAGAGCAGAUUCUUAAUCUGGCAUCAAACAAGUCAGAUAUUGAACGCCGGGUACAUGCAAUAAUUGAUAAAUUUGCAGACCGAGGGCUUCGAUCUCUUGCAGUUGCCCGCCAGGAAGUACCUACUGGUAAUAAGGAAAGUCCUGGAGGGCCCUGGGAAUUUGUUGGCCUUCUCCCUCUGUUUGAUCCUCCUCGCCAUGACAGUGCUGAAACAAUUAGCAGAGCUCUUGAUCUUGGAGUAAGCGUCAAGAUGAUAACAGGUGAUCAAUUGGCAAUUGCUAAGGAAACUGGGCGUCGGCUGGGAAUGGGUACAAACAUGUACCCAUCUUCAUCUCUGCUGGGGGACAGCAAGGAUGAAUCAGUUUCGGCUCUACCUGUGGAUGAACUUAUUGAGAAAGCUGAUGGUUUUGCUGGGGUCUUUCCUGGUAAAAUUUUCACAUAUUCUGUUGGUCCUAUUAAUUUUUCUUAUGCCAUUUCUUAUACUGUGUUUUCUUCCACAGAGCACAAGUAUGAGAUUGUGAAGAAACUCCAAGCUAGAAACCAUAUCUGUGGAAUGACGGGUGAUGGGGUCAAUGAUGCACCUGCAUUAAAGAAGGCAGACAUAGGAAUUGCAGUGGCAGAUGCAACAGAUGCUGCUCGAAGUGCUUCUGACAUAGUUCUAACAGAGCCUGGACUGAGUGUAAUCAUUAGUGCCGUUUUAACAAGCCGUGCAAUUUUUCAGAGAAUGAAGAACUAUACGAUAUAUGCCGUGUCUAUCACUAUCCGUAUUGUGCUAGGCUUUAUGUUGCUGGCUCUGUUCUGGAAAUUCGACUUCCCUCCUUUCAUGGUUCUUGUCAUUGCGAUUCUUAACGAUGGUACUAUCAUGACAAUCUCCAAGGACAGAGUCAAGCCUUCUCCGCUUCCUGACAGCUGGAAACUCAGUGAAAUUUUUGCAACUGGAGUAGUCAUUGGAACGUAUCUUGCUCUCAUGACUGUUGCAUUCUUUUAUUUAGCUUACGAGACUAAUUUUUUUGCGGACCAUUUCAAAGUAAAAACUUUCAACAAACAUAAGAUCGCUGAUGAAGAUAAGGAAAUGAACAGUAAAAUGUUGGCAUCUGCUGUGUAUCUUCAAGUAAGCACCAUUAGCCAGGCAUUAAUAUUCGUGACGCGCUCUAGAGGCUGGUCUUUCAUGGAAAGACCUGGACUUCUGCUUGUUAUCGCCUUCAUCAUUGCCCAAUUGAUUGCUACUGUGAUAUCUGCCAAGGCAACCUGGGGUUUUGCCGGUAUAAGAGAGAUUGGUUGGGGUUGGACAGGAGUUAUCUGGCUCUUCAAUAUUGUAACUUACAUGCUGCUUGAUCCAAUCAAAUUCUGUGUCCGAUAUUCACUGAGUGGAAAAGCUUGGGGACUGGUUUUGAGCCAGAGGACGGCUUUCACAAACCAAAAAGACUUUGGUAGGGAAGCUCGGGAGGCUGCAUGGGCGCGUGAGCAGCGGACGCUGCAUGGCCUCCAGUCAAUUGAGACAAAGAUGUUUACUGAACGCAUCACGUUCAGAGACGUUAACCUGAUGGCUGAGGAUGCUAAAAGGCGUGCAGAAAUUGCAAGGCUGAGGGAGCUUCACACUCUCAAAGGCCGCGUGGAAUCGUUUGCAAAGCUUAAAGGAUUGGACAUCGAUGCCAUCAACCAGCACUACACUGUCUAGAAGUGUACCAGAGCUCUUCCUUUCUCAUGCCCUUCCUUCCAAUCAUAUCAUUAUUUUCCUAAUAUUUAAUUCUAAUCUUGUGGACAUGAUUAUAGACCUGACAAUUGCUCUGUAGACCAAUAAGCUUCAUAUGUAUAAUUACUGUUCUAUGUGGCAUUUAUUUAUAGUUGGAAAUGGGAAAAAAAGAAAAAGAAAAAGAAGAAGCUCAGUUGCAGAUUCCAUGAUUUGCCAGUAACCUGAAAGCUUGUGUAUGCCAUAAAUAUGGCAUUCCACUCAUCAGAUGGGCUAAACUUUGAUAAACAGCAGGGUUACAAACAACCAAUGGUCUAUCAUAUCAGUGCACAUGUUUGGCUCACCUGAUGAGUAGAUCAGCCUGAAUUUGGGACUAGGCAUGUUCAUGGAGAGUCCCACCUGAUUCGAUGGCUGGAUCUCACACGUGCCAUAUUGGAUCUUGUGUUGUG
Messenger RNA from Magnolia sinica, 3806 nucleotides. Its product is annotated as plasma membrane ATPase 1-like. NCBI's taxonomy places the organism in Eukaryota, Viridiplantae, Streptophyta, Magnoliopsida, Magnoliales, Magnoliaceae. Gene Ontology annotation, cellular component: plasma membrane. Gene Ontology annotation, molecular function: ATP binding; ATP hydrolysis activity; P-type proton-exporting transporter activity. The transcript is spliced from 21 exons. The record is from RefSeq and is a predicted model, not a curated record. Gene Ontology annotation, biological process: regulation of intracellular pH; proton export across plasma membrane. Bases 370 to 3345 code for a protein of 991 amino acids.